GCGGCUUCCGUUCAUUCGAGACAGUCGCCGCUUCGUGGUCCAAAACCCGGAGACACCAUCAUCUUCUAUCGCUCAUUAACCUGCAGGUUCGGACGACUUAUCCAGCCAAAAAGCUGCGUUUGUCAUCCCGCUUCGUUUCAGCCUUUCAGUCAACCUUGCACACUUUGGCCUGCGCUGCCUAGGAAAUACUCAUCUUAAUCUGAUGACAUCCUCUCCUCCGCAGUCUACCACAAGUCGAUCGAAGCCUGCUGCGUCUGCCACUGGCGCACAAAGCUCAAACCUCGCGAACGGAUCGAAUUUGGCUGCUCAAGGCCGAAACUCGCUCCCAUCCGCCACCAGUCCUUCCUCGUUCAAACCAAAUGCAUCGGAGCCCAACAAAAUGUCAGCAGCAGUUGGAGGUGCUCCGCCCACACACAAUCAUAGCGAGUCUAUGAACGGAAGAAAUCCCACCAUACCUGCGAUUCCCUCUGUCAACGGGAAUGUGUCUCUGCCAGAUUCUACUAGCAAGCCUUCUAUGACAGUCACACCUGCAGGCGCUACAACCAACGGAGGCGCAUCAAGCGGUCCUCAGAACAAGCCUGGAAUACAGUUCGGCUCGAUAGGAAUGGCCAACGCAAAUUCGCCUGCAAUGGGCACGCCUUCCUUGGCUCUUCAAAAUUCUUCCAAUCUCAGCGUCGCUGGAUUGAACCCUGGAGCGACAUCACCAUCAAACUCUCCAUCUCCCAUUCCUCAGCCAGCUGUUGUCAGUGGGGGACGACCUCCAUCCUCGUUCCAGGGCCAGGGCAAUGGUUACACUUUCGGACAGAUGCCAACUCCGGCCGAUCCGUCGGAUCCAAGCGGUUUGUCCCGCCCAAUGUCCCAGCUGCAGUUCGGUGCUCAACAAGACCACAUGAGACGAGGCUCUUCCCAGUCCGUCCAUAGCGAUGUUGGCGGCCCUGGUCUUCCGACUGGUCCUGGUCGCGGUGGCUAUCAAGGACAAGGCGGCCGUGGUCGAGGUUUCAACCCGUCGUAUCAGCAACCUAUGCAGUACUCUCCUCACCAAUCCUUCCGCCCUCCGUCCAACGGUCGCGUGAUGCAAGGUGGAUACCAAGGCAGAGGUCAACAACUUCCGCACUAUCAAGGCUCACCAGCCAUGGGCACGCGCAGCCCGGCGCUUGUCAACGCUACCCCCGGAACCCCGAAUAUGAACCCGUUGCAUAUGGUCGGCGGCAUGCAAGGAAUGCCAGGACAACCCAAUGGAUACUAUAUGGGACCCCAACAUGGCUUCGGUCUCCCCACCCAAGCUGAUCCUAGCAUACAGAUGCUGUACCAACAGCAGUACUAUGGACCAGGUGGCAUGCAGGGUCAAUACCCUCCUCAAUACAUGCAGCCACAAUCUCCCCGCCCCCCCUUCCAGCAGAACGCCUAUGCGCCCAACAUGCAGCCUGCCUACAGCAACCAGGGUGCACCUCCAUCGAUGUCGAGACAAUCUUCUCAGAUGUCUGCGCCUGAGCGACCGGGCUCGAGCAUCGGCCAGCAGCCGCACACACCGGGACCUUCUGGGCCUCCGCAGGCUGCCCGCACUCCCAGUGUCUCUGCGCAAAAACCCAGUUACACAAUUCCUCCCAAGAAGAGUGCUGCCAUCAUAAUCAAGAACACCGCAGGCGAGGUCGUUUCUUUCGCUAAGCCUCCAGCUUCUCCAGCAACUGCAACACCCGUCACUGUUAUAGCUGCUCCUCCUCCUCAACCAGUGCCCACUCCUCCUAGCCGUACAGCCAGUGCCGCCGACAAUGCGCACAACCGUACCGAUAGUGCUGCCGCAAAGACCGCGGAAGAGGCAAGGAAGUCCAUGCAAGAAGCCAUUGCCAAGAAGAUCGCAGAGGACGAGGCUAAGAGCAGAGCCGAAAAAGAGUUGGCUGAAAAGGCGCAAAUGGACAAGGAAGCAGCAGAAGCCGCGGAACGUGAGGCUGCUGAAGCCAAAGCAAGAGCCGAUGCACUGGAGAAAGAAGCUGCAGAGGCUGCGGCUCGCAAGGCUGAGGAAGACGCUGAAGCAGCCAAGGCCGUCGAAGAGGAGAAACCGGAAGAGCAACCGGAAGAGCAGCCGAAAGAGCAGCCGGAAGAGCAGCCGAAAGAGCAACUGGAAGAACAACCGGAAGAAAAGCCAGAGGAGCAGCCAGAAGAGAAGCCCGAGGAGAAAUCGUCGGAGCCAGCUAAAGCCGAGGAAGAGGAGAUUGACUACGACGCGAUCGAGGCUGAACUGGCAGCACAGGAAGCCGAGGAAGCACGCCUAGAAGAAGAAUACAACAAGAAGAAGGCUGCCAAGCUCGAAGCCCAACGAAAGAAAGAGCAAGAAGAGGCUGCUGCUUACGAAGCCAACAUGAAAGAACUGGAGCGCAAAGCUGAAGAGGCGGAGCUCGCUCGCGAAAAGGAAAAGGCCGAUGGGGCAUCUGGCGAUGAGACCAGCAAGAAGUUGUUUGCCGAGCUCAAGGCCAAUCCUUUGGGUACUCCUGCCUCGACCGAGAGUCCUCCUGCUCAGACCCCCGCCGAGAGUGGUACUGCUACUCCUGUUUCGGAUGUCUCGAUGCCACCUCCAGCAGCAAAGGCUCCUGCGAAACGUGGCAAGGCCGCCGAACUAACUCUUGACACUAAGAAGCCAAUUGAGCCGCCUGAGCCUAGCGCCACUUUGAAGUCUCUACAAGCAUCUCAAAAGCUGGAUGAUCUGUCCAAGGUGUCAUACCCCACGGACAUCACAGCACCUGAUUCUUCACUGAACGCCGAUGCGCCGGCUGACCGCAAGUUCAAAUACGACAAAGAAUUCUUGCUGCAAUUCCAGGAUGUCUUCAAGGAGAAACCCACAUUAGACUGGGACCUCCGAAUACGGGACGCUUUGGGUGAUGGCGAUUCUUCUGCUCGAGCCGGUGCUUCUGCCAGGACGCCUUCAGGCAUGGGUAACCGCAGUGCAUCUUCUCGUGGACCUCCAGCCAUGAGCAACUUCGGCGGACCGAUGGGUAGCUUUGGUGGUGCUCGUGGCAACCUACCUCCUGGCACGACCUCUGAACAGCGCUUUGCUGCCUCCAAUGCUGCUGCUCGUGGCGUGCCAAGCAGCAACCCCUUCGCUCAAUUUGGCCGGCCCGGCCAAAUGGCGCCUGCUAUGGGACGCACUCCCUCCAACAAUCCUCUUGGUCCUAUCCCUGGCUCUCCACGCAUGGCUGGUGGUGCAAGCCGAGGCGGAUCUCGUGCUGAGAGUAAGCGCUCCAAACAGAACACUGGCCACGGCCACGGAGACAAUAAAUCAAUGCCCCUUACCGCCGGCAUGAACAUUGGAUCGCUCGAGGUCUCAUCCACCGGAUGGAAGCCUCGCAGUAUUGGCCAGAAUAUCGUCCCUGGCCCUGCCCUUGGUGGCGAUGGCUUAAUGGAGCCUGAUGUGGUGCAGCGAAAGGUCAAAGCUGCUCUCAACAAGAUGACUCCAGAGAAGUUCGACAAGAUCGCGGACCAAGUCUUGGAGAUUGCUGCCCAAUCUAAACACGAAUCCGACGGCCGCACCCUACGCCAAGUCAUUCAACUCACAUUCGAGAAAGCCACCGACGAAGCUCACUGGGCACCUAUGUACGCUGCGUUUGCCCGCAAAAUGUUGGAGAGUAUGAGCCCUGAUAUCCGAGAUGAGGGCAUCAAAGACAAGAAUGGCAAUGUCGUCACUGGUGGUAAUCUAUUCCGCAAGUACCUCCUCAAUCGUUGUCAGGAAGAGUUUGAGCGAGGGUGGAAGGUCAAUCUCCCACCGCAACCUGAAGGCAAAGGCGAAGAGGUCAUGCUUUCCGAUGAGUAUUACAUCGCUGCUGCCGCCAAGAGACGUGGCUUGGGUCUGGUCAGAUUCAUUGGUGAGCUGUUCAAGUUGUCCAUGUUGACAGAGCGUAUCAUGCACGAGUGUGUCAAGAAGCUCGUCGACUACGAGGGUACUCCUGAUGAAGCAGAAAUCGAGAGCUUGACAGGCUUGCUGCGCACUGUUGGUAGACAGCUCGACAGCCCUGAAAGCAAGGGUGCCGGACGUAUGGACGUCUACUUUGAACGCAUCAACGCGGUCAUCGUCCUUCCAGAUCUGCCGAGUCGUUUGAGAUUUAUGCUGAUGGAUAUUGUUGAUCUCCGACGGAAAGGUUGGGUCUCUAAGGCAGACGACAAGGGUCCAAAGACUAUUGCCGAAAUCCACGAGGAGGCCGAGCGAAAGAAACAAGAAGAUGAUCUCAAGAGACUGGCUACGCAAGGUGGCGGACGGGGUGGAGGCAGACUGCCCAUGGGCCGUGGCGAUGCCCGCAGCUUCAGCAACUUUGGUGGCCAAGUGCCGCCACCGGACAAUUCGAACCGAGUUGGGACCGAUGAUCUUCGAAGACUUGGCAAUCGCAAUGCUCGCAACCCAAGUCACACCGGAACUGGCUCGCUCGGCCCUCCAAGUAUGCUCAGUGGACGUACCAAUAGUGGCCGUCGUGGUCUUGGACCGGGUGGCUUGCUCAGCCGUGGAGAAGACAGUAACACAAGCAGCCGGACUGGAACACCACCAGCUGGUAAGGAUAAGAAAGAUGAAGCCAGCACGAAUGCUUUCAGUGCUCUCGCCGCCCUUGAAAACGAAGGACCUGGCUCACCGCCAUCGAAUCCCGCAUCUCCUCCCACACAAAAGUCGCAGCCGAAUAUCGAACCCGAACAGUCAUCAUCGGCGGAGAAGAAUGCCGAAUGAACUCGACAGCUCGAUCGAAAUUGUACAACAUUAUUCAAUGAACUCACUAAUAUUCGACGGCCGCUUGUGGGGAGGGUUGUGAAGAUGUGCAUUGAUACCCGGCGCGAGCCACAUGUUUAGCAUUUACAGCACAGCGGACCACUUUUGCUCUGGACAAAAAAUCUUCCGCCAUCGAGUUCACUCCAGAAGACUUUCGAUUCGACC
Molecule: messenger RNA, 4906 nt
Organism: Exophiala viscosa
Lineage: Eukaryota; Fungi; Ascomycota; Eurotiomycetes; Chaetothyriales; Herpotrichiellaceae
Product: translation initiation factor eIF-4F
Exons: 4
Coding region: 203-4702 (1499 amino acids)
Cellular component (GO): eukaryotic translation initiation factor 4F complex
Molecular function (GO): mRNA binding; translation initiation factor activity; protein binding
Source: RefSeq, a predicted model, not a curated record